Messenger RNA from Microthlaspi erraticum, 1974 nucleotides. The record is from the annotation of a GenBank genome assembly. Lineage: Eukaryota; Viridiplantae; Streptophyta; Magnoliopsida; Brassicales; Brassicaceae.
AUGGCGAAAUCAGAGAAAGCAGAGUUAGCACAGACUUUAAUCGAAUCAGUAAACGAGAUCGCUUCGAUUUCAGAUUACCGUACGCCGAUGAAGAAACACUGCGGCAAUCUCUCCCGGCGGUUGAAGCUUCUUCUUCCUAUGCUGGAAGAGAUCAGAGACUGUAAAGCUCCGAUCCCUGAGGAAUUGGUGAUGAAGGCGCUGUUAUCUCUCAAGGAAUCGAUUGUUCACGCUAAGGAUUUGCUUACUUUCGUUUGCCAAGUUAGCAAAAUUUACCUGGUAUUGGAGAGAGACAAAGUCAUGCUUAGAUUUCAGAAAGUGACAGCUCUACUAGAACAAGCUUUGACUGAGAUCCCUUACGAAAAUCUUGAAAUUUCAGAUGAACUUCAAGAACAGGUUGAGCUUGUUCAAAUUCAGCUAAGAAGAUCAAUAGAAAAAGGCGGCGAUACGUUUGAUGAUGAUGAGUUGUAUAAGGAUGUUCUAUCUCUCUACGGUACUGUAACAGACUCUGAGAUCCUCAGGAGAGUGGCUAAGAAGCUUCAGCUCAUGACUAUAUCAGACCUUACGCAAGAGUCCUUGGCGCUGCUUGAAAUGGUUAGUUCUAGCGACGGAGAUCCAGGUGAAAGCUUUGAGAAGAUGUCAAUGGUUCUCAAGAGAAUCAAGGACUUUGUGCAAACCGAUAACCCUAACUUGAACGACGCUCCAAUGAAGCAAAGAUCGCCACUUUCUAAGUCACAAGAUAUAGAUCAGAGUAUUAUCGCAAUUCCGCCUGAAGAUUUCCGUUGUCCGAUCUCGCUAGAAUUGAUGAAUGAUCCAGUCAUAGUCUCUUCAGGGCAGACAUAUGAGCGUGAGUGCAUCAAGAAGUGGCUUGAAGGAGGACACUUGACGUGUCCAAAGACUCAAGAAACGCUUACAAGCGAUACCGUCACGCCAAACUAUGCAAUAAGAAGUCUUAUAGCUCAAUGGUGUGAAUCCAACGGCGUCGAAGCUCCAAAACGUGUCAACAAUUCUCAACAGAGUAGUAAAGCCUCAGCCUCAUCAUCCUCUUCCACACCUCCUACUGAUGAACAGAGCAAGAUUGAAGAACUUCUACACAAGCUCGCUUCGCAACGCACUGAAGAACAAAGAUUUGCUGCAGGAGAAAUCCGCCUUCUAGCGAAACAGAACAACCAAAACCGAGUGGUGAUCGCUGCGUCAGGCGCGAUUCCUCUUCUUGUGAAUCUCCUUACUGUCUCUGAUGACCCCCAGACGCAAGAACACGCCGUGACAUCGCUUCUUAACCUCUCGAUACUCCAAGAGAACAAAGGGAGGAUUGUUUCCACGUUUGGAGCGGUUUCUGGUAUCGUUCAUGUCCUCCAGAGAGGUAGCAGCAUGGAAGGUAGAGAGAACGCAGCUGCUACGCUCUUCAGCCUCUCGGUUAUCGACGAGAACAAAGUGACGAUAGGCGCCGCCGGAGCGAUCCCGCCUCUUGUGACCUUGCUGAGCGAAGGAUCACGGAGAGGCAAGAAAGACGCGGCGACUGCUCUGUUCAACCUCUGCAUAUUUCAAGGGAACAAAGGAAGAGCCGUGCGGUCCGGUUUAGUUCCGGUUCUGAUGCGGUUACUAACGGAACCGGAAAGCAGAAUGGUCGACGAAGCGCUCGCUAUAUUGGCGAUGCUGUCGAGCCACCCGGAAGGGAAAAUGGUGGUUGGAGCAGCUGAUGAUGCGGUUCCGGUUUUGGUUGGUUUGAUAAGAAGCGGGUCGCCGAGGAACAAAGAGAACGCAGCUGCGGUGUUGGAGCAUUUGUGUUCUUGGAGUCAGGAGCAUUUGGUUGAAGCUGACAAGUUAGGGGUUUUGAGUCUUUUGAUAGAGAUGGCUGAGAAUGGUACUGAUAGAGGGAAACGCAAAGCCGCACAGUUGCUUAACCGGUUUAGCCGGUUUAAAGACCAGCAGAAACAGCCUGGUUGUGGUGUGGAAGAUCUAAUCUCUGUGAUCUGA